UUAACGGCGUCCGACACGUACAACAGCCUCGGGCACCUGAGCUGCUCCCUGUGCUCCGCGCCCGUGAAGAGCGAACUGCUGUGGCAGACACACGUGCUGGGCAAGCAGCACCGAGAGAGAGUUGCAGAAUUAAAAGGUACAAAGCAGACGACAACUGGUUCAGCUGCUGGCACAUCGUCUCACCCUGUCAAGAGAAAAUCUGUUGACACAGAAAAUACAGAGAUAAAGAGGGUAAAAGGUACAGAUGAAAAGCCACAUACGUCUACAUCUGGGCUGCCAGCAGAUUUUUUUGAUGAAGCAGAGCAAGACAGUGCCAAUGUACAGCUUUCAAAGGGUCCCAGUUUAUUGUCAGGAAAUUAUGAUGAUGAUGAUGAAGAAGAGGAGGAACAGGAACAGUCAAGCAAAUCUUCCGUGACGCAUAAAACUGAAAUUCCACCUCCAACUCAAGAAGUGAUAGCUAAUUCUCUGCCUCCAGACUUCUUUGACAGCAAAGUUCCAGCUGCUCCUGUAGUUUCCCAUUCAGGAUCCAUACAGAAAGCAGAGAUACAAGAGAAGGUAGUAGAAAGGAAGGAAAACACUGCUGAAGCUUUGCCAGAAGGUUUCUUUGAUGAUCCUGAAGUGGAUGCAAAAGUGCGAAAAGUUGAUGCUCCAAAGGAUCAGAUGGACAAAGAAUGGGAUGAAUUUCAAAAGGCAAUGCGACAGGUCAACACAAUUUCAGAAGCAAUAGUGGCAGAAGAUGAUGAGGAGGGACGACUAGAUCGCCAGAUUGAAGAAAUUGAUGAGCAGAUUGAAUGUUAUCGCCGCGUUGAGCUUUUGCGUAACCGACAGGACGAGAUGAAGGAGACGUUAAAGGAAGCCAUGAGAUUAAGAGCAGCACAAGAGAAAGAGGAAGAGGAUAUUGGUAGUGAAGAUGAAGAAGAACUGCAGGAUUUGCUGUCUCAAGACUGGCGGGUGAAAGGGGCUUUGUUGUAGCAUUUCUGCAACAUAGUUGAUAUUCUUUUUAUCAGUGACGUUACUUCCAUUGUUAGAAGUGAGAAGCUUUUGUUAACUAUUUAUUUAAAGAGGAUCACAAGAUAAUAAAGGGCCAAGGUAUUAAAAAAUAAAAUCUUUGUUGAUCUACAGUGGUGUAUUACUUGCUGUAAAAACUGUAUAUUGCAAAUGUUUUCCAAUAUUGGAUGCACCUUUCCUAUUAAAAUUACUGGUUUCCUACCAGAAGUAUUUUAAUGGGAUUAAUAAUUCUGUAAAGAACCUCUAAGUUUUUGGAGGCAUUAGCUAUACCUGGUAAUUUUGAGACUUGGCUUAUUGUGUAUAGAAUCCAUGGAGUUUUCCCAGAUUGGGGCGGGGUUAGGAAAAUAUUAUGCAUUUAUGUUAUCUUAAAAUUUAUAAGUGCUCUUCUGUCCACUGUCCCAGCUCCCAAUAAAAUAUGUACAUUU
This is a messenger RNA of Acanthisitta chloris (rifleman), 1433 nucleotides long. RefSeq names its product zinc finger protein 830 (gene ZNF830). Gene Ontology annotation, biological process: mitotic DNA damage checkpoint signaling; nuclear DNA replication; mitotic DNA replication checkpoint signaling. The transcript has 10 exons. The annotation marks the transcript as partial. Gene Ontology annotation, cellular component: nucleus; spliceosomal complex. Gene Ontology annotation, molecular function: nucleic acid binding; zinc ion binding. The record is from RefSeq and is a predicted model, not a curated record. Lineage: Eukaryota; Metazoa; Chordata; Aves; Passeriformes; Acanthisittidae.